Messenger RNA from Salvelinus namaycush (lake trout), 3780 nucleotides. RefSeq names its product DENN domain-containing protein 5B-like. The transcript has 21 exons. The coding region runs from base 1 to 3780 and encodes 1259 amino acids. Gene Ontology annotation, molecular function: guanyl-nucleotide exchange factor activity; small GTPase binding. The record is from RefSeq and is a predicted model, not a curated record. NCBI's taxonomy places the organism in Eukaryota, Metazoa, Chordata, Actinopteri, Salmoniformes, Salmonidae.
AUGAGCGGGGUUACUUCGGGCACAGGCUCGGCUUCGUGCCGCUUCGCCCACUACUUCGUGGUGUGUGGAUUGGACACGGAGACUGGUCUAGAACCCGAAGAAUUAGCAGGUGAGAGCUUUGAGCAGAGCCCCCUACAGAGGUCCUUCAAGUCCAAGGUUCUGGCCCACUACCCUGAGAGCACAGACAGGAGUCCCUUCAACAGAGAUGCAGUCAACAUGCUCUGCAUGCCGCACGGCCUGUCGUUCCGUAGUCAGGCGGACGGCCGCGAGCACCACUUCCACUCCUUCACGGUCGCCCAGGACGACGGCACGCGCUCCUACGGCUUCGUGCACACCUACUACGAAGCGGUGACGAGUGCCCAGAUCACCACGGCGAUGCAGACCCUUCAUCAGAUGCACCAUGUGGAGCACUACUCCACCUCCUCUUCGUCAUCUUCCUCCGCCUCCUCCCCCUCCACAUCCAGCACGGACUCUCUGGUGAGCAGCCUGGAUGAGUUGGAUGCCGACUCCCUGGCAGCGCGCCCCCUGUCAGCUUGUUUGGGCUGCGUGGCGGGCUCCUUCCAGCCGGCCCGGGACACCCUGUACGCCUCCAAGGCCCUCUGCCUCCUCACGCCCCUCCCCUUCCUGCACGCCGCCCGCCACUUCCUGUCUCAGCUGCACCAGGCGGUGACAUCGCACACGGCCCCGCCACUGCCGCUGGAGAGCUACAUCCACAACAUCCUGUACGAGGUGCCCGUGCCGCCGCCCGGUCGCUCGCUCCGGUUCCACGGGGUCCAGGGGCCUAUCGUGUGCCAGCAGCCCGGCCCUGAGGAGCUCCCGCUGGGGGACUACCCCCUGGGAGAGGCCUUCUCCCUGCUGGGGGUGGAGAACAUGGUGAGGCUGCUCACCUCCGUGCUGCUGGAAACCCAGGUCCUGCUCUACUCACAGGACUACCAGCGGUUGAUGACGGUGGCAGAGGGCAUCACCAACCUACUGUUUCCAUUCCAGUGGCAGCACGUCUACCUGCCCAUCUUGCCCGUGCCCUUGCACCAUCUCCUGGAUGCCCCCGUGCCCUACUUGAUGGGCAUCCAACGGAAGGAUUUCUCCCAAUGCUCCACUCUGGAUCUGUCCCAUGAGGCCAACCUGUGCUUUGUGGACAUAGACAACCACCGCGUGGAUCCACCCGAGGACCUGCCCCUCUUCCCAGACCAGCCCGAGCUCAUCCAGGAGCUGAACGAGGUGCUGCUGCGUUUCGGCCUCCAGCCACAUGGUGGCGCCACCACCAACCCCGCCCCUGCCGCUCCCCCCUGCCUCAGCAGCCUCGUCCUGGAGGACCUGAUGGAAGACAGGCGCAAUGGGAACCUGGGAGGGGAGGAGUUGGCCGUGCUGGAACGACUGCAGGCACUGGCGAGGAGGUGUGGAGAGGGAGGGGUGGAGGGGGGAAAGACCCUUGGACAGGCAUUCCAGGAGGAGGAGGAGGAACUGAAUGCGGCCAAAAUGAACGUGCAGCUGAGGGAGGUGUUCGCCGGGCGUUUCGCCGCCAUUUUCGGGAGGUACGAAGAGUUUGUGAUCCACAGUGCUCCUGACCUGGAGUCCUGGCUAGGCAACCGUGACGGAACGAGCAACUUUGAUAAGGGCUCCUUCCUGUCGGCGCAGCCUGCCCCGCACCUGCACUUCUUGUCCUGGUUCCUGGAGACGGCCAUGUUCUCAUCAUUCUUGGACAGCAAGGUGUUGUCUCGCUGGGCCGACCAGGAGCCGCUGCAGCGUGUGUUCGACGGCCGCCUGGAGAGGGAGCACCUCUACGACACGUUUGAGGAUGACCCCGGCAACCGUCGCUACAGGAAGUGCAGCGUGCUCCACAAGUCAGCCCAGGCCAUGGAACGCAGGCUGCUGAAGGCUGACCACACGGCCAUCCACCCCCACCUGUUGGACAUGAGGAUCGGCCAGGGUCGACACCAACAGGGCUGCUUCCCCAGGCUGCAGGCUGAUGUACUGGCACAGGGACAUAACACCAACAAGUGGUCAAGCCGUAACACUCGCAGGAGCGACAUUAAGAGACCAGUGACCACUGAGACGACAUCGGGACUGGGCAAUGACCAGAGAGAGAAGUAUUCCCCGGGGAGGAGGAGCCUACACCAGUCCAAGCUUCUUGACCCCUCCCCCUCAGCUGUCACUCAAAUCCAGCGGGGGUUCGUGGAGGGGCUCCUGGGUGAAUGUCGCCUGAAGACCAGGCGUAUAUUGAUGGAGAGGAUGGGGAAGGAGAGUGUGGAGCUGGGUCAGGGUGAGGCCAGCAUCACGGGCCUGCAGGAGAACACACUGAUCCACAGCCUCUGUGACCUGCUGGAGAGGACCUGGGGCCACGGGCUGCUGCUCAAACAGGGAAGGUCGGCUCUGUGGUCCCACCUGCUCCACUGCCAGGCCAAUGGGGAGAAGAUGGAGCCACCAUCACCUGCCGAGUCUCCAGUGUCCAAUGGGCUGGACAGCAUGAGGCUAGAGGAGGGGCUUGCACCCCCGAAGGGCUCCUUUGUACAGGAUAUGAGGUUUGUCCAGACUAUGAGUGAGAGUCUCAGUGAGGUGGGUCGGGCACGGGCCUGGAUCCAUCUUUCCCUGGAGAAGAAAGUGCUCUCGCAACACCUCAAACUGCUGCUGGCCAACCAGAACCUAAUCAGGCAGCUGUACAAGCCCCAUGCGUUCCUACUGUGUGAGGAGGAGAGGGAGCAGUUCCUGUUCCACCUGCUGUCCCUCAACACUGUGGACUACCUCUGCUUCACACGCACAUUCACCUCCAUCAGCAUUCCAUACCGUGUUGUCAUAACACCCAUGAAGAAGCUGAGCAUUGCCAUGACAAUGUCCAACCCCUGGGUGUGUGUGUCUGGAGAGCUGGGUGACUCUGGGGUCAGGCAGAGCCCCAAGAACACACAGGAGAUCUUCUUCCAGUGCCAGAACCUGGGCAGGCUGAGCACCCUGCAGUUGGGGCAGGAGAACUCUGGCCUACUGGCUAAGUGUCUGGUGGACUGUGUGAUUGUGCACAACGAGAUCACUGGACACACCUACAGGUUCCCGUGUGGCCGCUGGCUGGGGAAGGGUGUGGGUGACGGCAGCCUGGAGAGGGUGCUGAUUGGUCAGCUGGUGUCUCCCAGAGGAGAGGAGGAGUCUGGGAGGUGGACGGGGACACCCCCGGAGCAGGGUUCGCCCCUUCAGAGUGGACACAUGGGGGGUCUGGGGUCACUGGGGCGCAGCAACAGACUGUCUUCUGUCCAGGUGCAGGAGGAAAUGAGGGAGGCCGUAAACAACCUCGUCAAGCACUUCCACAAAGCAGAGCAGGAGAGGGGGAACCUGACUGCUCUGCUGUGUGGAGAGGAGGGGCUGGUGCGCUCCCUGGAACAGUUCCUCCUACAUGGUUUCAAGUCCUCCCGCUUAUUCCAAAGGAGUGUGUUCAUAUGGGACUUUGUGGAAAAGGUGGUGGUUUCCAUGGAGACAGCGGAUCAAAUGGGUGACUUGCGGGGGUCAACGGAACUGUGUGACUCUCUGUGUCACUAUGCCAACGCCAUCAACGCCUCGCCGCGGAACAUCGGCAAGGAGGGCAAGUUCCAGCUGCUGGUCUGCCUGGGAGUCAGAGACCAGCUGCUGCCCCAGUGGCUCCCCUUGUUGGCCGAGUCCAACCUGACGGCACGUCUCUACGAGGAGUCGGCUUUGGUCCAGGACCGCGCGGCCGUCAACUCCCUCUCUCGCAUCCUCCAUACCCUCCACGAGUUCCCCAUCACCCUGGAGACAGCCCUCAUUAAGGGGGUUGAUCUCUAA